Anopheles bellator is the source of this 1682-nucleotide messenger RNA. Its product is annotated as protein O-glucosyltransferase 2-like. The transcript is spliced from 3 exons. Lineage: Eukaryota; Metazoa; Arthropoda; Insecta; Diptera; Culicidae. Gene Ontology annotation, molecular function: protein binding; glucosyltransferase activity. Bases 1 to 1515 code for a protein of 504 amino acids. Gene Ontology annotation, cellular component: endomembrane system. The record is from RefSeq and is a predicted model, not a curated record.
AUGCUUCGUUGCUUGCUUGGGUGGUUGGCUCUGGCGGCAGUCAGCACGCUUGUGUUCGCCAGCGGCAACCGGAGCGUAGAUCGGGAAAAUACUCGCGUCUGGGGACCUGGCGUGGAAAUACCGGAUCGGUCCACUCUUCCAGCGCGUUACUUUUUCAUCGAACCGAGAGACGCCGAUAAUGUGAAAAUCAAUGAGUCCCAAAAGUAUGAUGUACAUAUAAUUGGGCAGUCUCGUUUCGGUUCGUGCCGCUAUCGCCUAAACCAGAUCGAUCGUCACGAUGGAUCUUCCAUCAUUCGCUACCGGUUGGCGGAAUCUUGCACUGACGUCACGAUUCACGUGCGUCAUAACGGCGGUCACCUGCGCGGUUCUCCUUUCGCCAUCGCCGGCACCCUGUACACGGAGCAGUGCUACUGUCCGCAGGGUUCGGUGGAGGAGUGGCUCGAAACGGUCGGUUGCCCGUUAGGUGAUCCGCAGAUCGAUAUGGAUUUGGUCCCAUUUCGGGCGAUCAAUUUCUCCAGCCUGCGAACGCGCAUGAUACAACAGUACGAUAAGCCGGGCAGCAUUUCGCACUGUAACUACGUCAUUCUGCGGAACGAAAUCCAUCGCCGAUGCUACGGCCAGCACACGGGUUUCAGCAAGUUUAUGGACACGAUCCUCCUGUCGUUGGCCCGAAAGUUUACACUGCCCGAUAUGGAAAUGUUUGUGAACCUAGGCGAUUGGCCACUGGUGAAAAAGGGAGGACCCAGUCGCACCACAGGACCAUAUCCGAUCUUUUCGUGGUGUGGCAGCGACGACACGUUCGACAUCGUAAUGCCAACGUACGACAUAACCGAGUCGACGCUGGAAAACAUGGGACGCGUCAUGCUGGACAUGCUGUCCGUCCAGCGUCGUGGCAUUCCGUGGUCCGACAAACAUCGGAAAGCUUUCUGGCGAGGGCGUGACGCAAGGCGCGAGCGAUUGGAGCUGGUGCGCUUGUCCCGGAGCCACCCCGAGCUGCUCAAUGCUUCGUUGACGAACUUUUUCUUCUUCCGCGACGAGGAGACAGAGUUUGGACCACGCGUGGCUCACAUUUCGAUGCACGACUUCUUCGACUAUCGGUACCAGGUGAACGUCGACGGGACGGUGGCGGCCUACCGAUUGCCCUACCUGCUGGCCGGUAGCUCCGUGGUGUUGAAGCAAGACUCGUUCUACUAUGAACACUUCUAUCGGAAGCUGAUUCCGAUGCGUCACUACAUUCCGUUCGCAGCGGAUUUAUCGAACCUGGUACAGCAGGUGGAAUGGGCCCGUGCCAACGAUGAGCAGGCGCGAGAGAUACGCGACAACGCGAAUGCUUUCAUCAAUGCCAAUCUUCUUCCACAGGAUAUUUACUGCUACCAUGCGUUGCUGUUUAAGGAGUACGCGAAGUACAUCAUAAGUCCGAUUCAGGUGCAACCCAAUAUGGAGAAAAUUAAGCAACCGGACGAAGCCUUUCACUGUCCGUGCGAAAGGACGACCCUUCCGAGGGAUGAGUUGUAAAACUAGCGAAUACCAAUAUUUUCUUAUGUAUUCAUCUACUCGCGACGAGUAGUGGCAAAGGGAAGCAUUCCAUGCUACCGCAACCUGUCUAAACUGUGAUCGUUUCGUUACUUUUCAUCCCUUCAACAGUAUCUCUUUCUCUCAGGUAGAUAGUUGACCGAACAAAG